Messenger RNA from Symbiodinium sp. CCMP2592, 1257 nucleotides. Lineage: Eukaryota; Dinophyceae; Suessiales; Symbiodiniaceae. The record is from the annotation of a GenBank genome assembly.
AUGGCUUCCAAGCACUGGACGGUUGAUGACACCGAGUCCGAAGUCAAUGCCAUGCGUGUGCUUAUCCAAGCAAGGCCUGGCAAGAAGGACUUAGCAACACAGCUGCUCGGUCAGCUGGAGCACAAGCUGGAGAACAUGCCUGCGCUUUCUGCCGAGCAGCUCGUUGCCUUGUACGAGUUGGUGAAGAAGUGUGGCUUGCCCGACUCCAUGAAGGAGGAGCUCAAUGCUCUUGUGGACAGCAAAGCCACCGGUGACAGCUCUCCAUGCAAGCCAGUUUGGCAGACGGAUUGCUUCAACCUCAUCGAUUUCUUCACGGCCUCGGAGUUGAUUCAGUUGGAGGCAUGCAGCAUGUGGCAAAAGGCUUCGAUCGUGGCAUCUCGUUUGAAGAUGCUUGGCUUUCGAGCCAUGAAGGAGUCAACCGAGAAGUUGGCGACUGCGGUGCUCGUCUGGUUCGAGACAAAGCGGGCCAAGGACAUGGUCCCACCGGAUGGAGACUCGGUGUAUUCGUUGUCUCAGCGUGUGCAUUAUGCCUUCGUCACAAGCACUACACCGGACCACUUCCAGGCAGCUUACCCGGACGAGCCACCGGCAAGUCCUUCGCAGGUUGGGAAGGCUGCCAGCCAAGUGCAAGCUCAAGUUCCCACCCUCUUGCUGGACCAGCAGCAACAGCAACAGCAGCAAAUGCUUUGCAUUGGCAACUUCCUGAACUCGAUGUACCAGAAGUUCCAGUGCAACCAGCCUGCACUCAACUUGUCCUGUUCUCAGCCUGGGCAAGGCCAGGUUACUGGUCUGCCGUUGCAAAACGGCCUUGGCCAGUUCGCUUCGCAGAACAACGUUGCUCAGCCUGGUGCUUUGCCUUUCCAGAACGGCUUCCAAAGCACCCCUUCUCAGCCUGGUCAGCUGGCUUUGCAGAACGGCUUCCAGAACAACCCUACUCAGCCUGGUCAGCUGGCUUUGCAGAACGGCUUCCAGAACAACCCUGCUCAGCCUGGUCAGCAGCCAGGUGCUGGCACAGCUGUGGGCCAAGGUGCUGCUUCUGCAGGCCUUCAGCUUCCUACUGCCGACCCCGAGCCGGAGCAAGCGGAGGAGCAGGAGGAGGCCGGUGCAGGGUUGCAAGCUUUCGAAGAACAGGCUUUCGAGAAGCUACAGAAGAAGCAGGCCGGGGCGAAAGGCGAAGUGCAAAGCAGCGGCCAAGGCCAAGUCCAAGACUUCCAGCUCAAAGCUUGGACGCCUCAAGUGUCAUGGUUUUUCGUGUGA